This is a messenger RNA of Cinclus cinclus, 1851 nucleotides long. It is a transcript of the gene SHC1, whose product is annotated as SHC adaptor protein 1. The record is from RefSeq and is a predicted model, not a curated record. Gene Ontology annotation, molecular function: receptor tyrosine kinase binding. Gene Ontology annotation, cellular component: plasma membrane. Bases 16 to 1851 code for a protein of 611 amino acids. The transcript has 12 exons. Gene Ontology annotation, biological process: intracellular signal transduction; cell surface receptor protein tyrosine kinase signaling pathway. Lineage: Eukaryota; Metazoa; Chordata; Aves; Passeriformes; Cinclidae.
UCACCUAUCUCCAGCAUGGAUCUCCUGCAAAAAAGCAAAUACAGCCACCUGCGGAACGAGUCUGUCUCCUCUCCAGAGGAGGCCGUGGCGGGCCUGGGAGUCCCGCCCUCCCCACUGGAGUCCCUUGCAAGCAUGCGGUCUCUGCCUGGUUCCCUGUCUUCCUCUUCCUUCAGCCACGCUGCACCUCUUGGGGAGCUCUCACCUGAGCUGGAGGAGAGCCCUACCACCCUCUGCUCCUUCUUCCCCAAAAUUGCCAACCUGAAGCUCUCCAACCCCGCCAACUUGCUCAGCUUGCGGGGCUCUUCAGCCAGCAGCAGCCCAGGGGAACCUGGUCCCCUUGGGAUGCCAGCACUAGUGCCAGGGGGUGCUGCCAGCCCCAGCUCAGUGAGACCUGUCACUGUCUGUUCCCAGGAUAUGAACAAGCUGAGCUGUGGGAAGAAGACGCGGGUGGAAGGUGGCCAGCUGGGGGGUGAUGAAUGGACCCGCCACGGCAGCUUUGUCAAUAAGCCCACCCGUGGCUGGCUGCAUCCUGAUGACAAGGUCAUGGGCUCAGGGGUCUCCUACCAUGUCCGGUACAUGGGCUGUGUGGAAGUGCUCCAGUCCAUGAGGGCUCUGGAUUUCAACACCAGGACACAGGUGACCAGGGAGGCCAUUGGGCUGGUAUGUGAGACUGUGCCUGGUGCCAAGGGAGCCGUGAGGAGACGGAAGCCCUGCAGCCGCUCCCUGAACUCCAUCUUGGGCAAGAGCAACCUGAAAUUUGCAGGCAUGCCCAUCACCCUGACCAUCUCCACCAGCAGCCUCAACCUCAUGGCCUCAGACUGCAAGCAGAUCAUUGCCAACCACCACAUGCAGUCUAUAUCCUUUGCAUCAGGGGGAGACCCGGACACAGCUGAAUAUGUUGCCUAUGUUGCCAAAGACCCCGUCAAUCAGAGAGCCUGCCAUAUCCUGGAGUGUCCUGAAGGCUUGGCACAAGAUGUGAUCAGCACCAUUGGGCAGGCCUUCGAGCUGCGUUUCAAGCAGUAUCUGAAGAACCCUCCAAAGCUGGUGACCCCACAUGACAGAAUGGCAGGGUUUGAUGGCUCUGCCUGGGAUGAGGAAGAGGAGGAACCAGCCCCAGAUCACCAGUACUACAAUGACUUCCCUGGCAAGGAACCUCCCAUUGGGGGGGUCGUGGACAUGCGGCUGCAGGAUGGGGCUGCUCAGACCCCAAAUCACUUGGGUGCCACACUGCCUGUCGGCCAGUCAUCCGGUGGGGAGUAUGACACCCAGAAGCAGCAUGCUCCUGCCCAAGCAGGGAGAGAGAAAUACCCAGUUCCGGCAGGCACAUCUGGCCGCAUGGACCUGUUUGAUGACCCGUCUUACGUCAACGUGCAGAACAUAGACAAGACACGCCAAGCUUUAGCUGCCAGCAAUCCAGCCACAGCCAACGGCAGCACACAGAGGGACCUUUUUGACAUGAAGCCCUUUGAAGAUGCCCUGCAUGUGCCCCCGUCUGUGCCUAUGGGGCUGUCCCCCGCCCAAGUGGUGGCCUCCAUGGAGGAGCAGUUGCGACGGGAGCCCUGGUACCAUGGGAAAAUGAGCCGCAAGGAGGCUGAGAAGCUGCUGAAGGUGAACGGAGACUUUCUGGUGCGGGAGAGCACCACCACCCCGGGCCAGUACGUGCUGACUGGUUUGCAGGGUGGGCAGCCCAAGCAUUUGCUGCUUGUCGAUCCCGAGGGAGUGGUGCGGACAAAAGAUCAUCGCUUUGAGAGUGUCAGCCACCUCAUCAGCUACCACAUGGACAAUCACCUACCCAUCAUCUCGGCGGGCAGUGAGAUGUGCCUGCAGCAGCCAGUGGAGAGGAGAUUGUGA